Anopheles marshallii is the source of this 7212-nucleotide messenger RNA. It is a transcript of the gene eIF4G1, whose product is annotated as eukaryotic translation initiation factor 4 gamma 1. Lineage: Eukaryota; Metazoa; Arthropoda; Insecta; Diptera; Culicidae. Gene Ontology annotation, molecular function: translation initiation factor activity; mRNA binding; protein binding. The coding region runs from base 1 to 7212 and encodes 2403 amino acids. The transcript is spliced from 5 exons. Gene Ontology annotation, cellular component: eukaryotic translation initiation factor 4F complex. The record is from RefSeq and is a predicted model, not a curated record.
AUGCAAAGCGGAGGAGGGCCGUUGCCACCCGGUACGGUCAUACGUAACAUGGCAUCGGGGACCCCCACGUCCCAGCAGCAGCAGCAGCAACAACAACAGCAGCAGCAGCAGCAGCAGGCGGAUAUGAAACUCACAUCGCAGCAAGCAGCGAUGAUGAAUCAACAACAGCAAAAUGCGCUCUACACGCCGCAACCCGUGUUUCGUGGUACGGGCGGAGGUCAAUCUGCGCGGCCACGGGGUGCGAUGCAGAUCCCGUACCCCCAGAUGCAAAUGACCUUCAGCAUGGUACAGCCGGUGCCUCGAAUACCGGGUCCAUGGGGAAAUAUGAGCAAUUUGCAAGUGCUGUAUCCACCGUACAUGCUGUACCCACAGGCGGCCGGAGGUCGCCGUCAACAGGGAGGAGAAAACAAUUUAGUAAAUAUCUCGCAAGUGCCGCUGCAUCAGCAUGCUCACUCGAAUCAGCAGCCGUCACCGAUGCAGGUGACACACGAAAUGAUGCAGCAUAUGCAUCCACCGCAAGCUCCGCAACAAGUAGCCGCCCCGCAUGUGGCGCCUUUGGAGCAACAUCCGCAAGCAGGAACGGCGGGCCAAGUGGCAGUCGUUUCAUCGCAACCGCAUACUUCCUAUUCGCAGAUGUCGAAUCUAAUUGCCGCUCCGCCACCCCAUAUGCAACAAGGCGCCGGGGGUGGUGUGGGUGUAGGUAUCGUGGGUAUCGGUCCCGGUGGGCCCAACGAACCGACCAAGCAACCAGCAAAGCGAGAAAAGCGUAAGCAUGCUCUUCGUAUCAUCGAUCCCAGCACCAAUGAGGAUAUUUUAGAAAACAUGUUCAACGAUACGAGUUCGAGUGGUGGUGCCUCCGGGGGUGGAAGUUCUGUCUCUGCUACUGCUGCUCCGGCCGCAGUUUCUUCUGCCGGAACACCGGGACCAACGGCGCCGGUAGCACAGCCCGUCACUACGGCAUCGCACAUGGGAGAUUCGCAGGAUUAUUCAGACUAUCCGCCACAACAAUCGGGCCAAGACAUGGUGGUUCCUCCGCCGUUGGUGAGUCAAAUGCCCCCGCAGCAACAUCAUCAUCAUCAACCGCCACCUCAGAUGCUUUUAGCAGGACAUGAUCUAGGCCGUGUUCCAAACCACCAGCAGCAGGUUCCACCGCCACCGCAGCAGCAGCAGCAAGCUGUCGUUCCGGGAGGACAGCUGCCGCCAGGUCCGGCACACCCACAUGAUAUGUACGUCAGCGGGGGACUAAAGAUGAUGAAUCAUUCGCACCCUCCGCCUCAUUUACCGCCGCAUCUGGCAAAUGACAUGACGACGGUCACGGGUACACCCGUCGUGUCCGCUAUGUCCGACGGGCCCUCGGUAGAGAUACCCAACUCGUACAUUAAAAAGAAGAAGCAAAUCCCUGAUGGAACAAUGUACCAUUCGCAGCAGCAGCAGCAACAUCCGCACGCGAAGCAACAGCAACAGAUCCAUCAUUACCAUCAUUCGCAACAGCAGCAACAACAGCACCAGCAGCAUCAGCAACAACACCCACAGAUGCAUCAUCACCACCAGCAGCAACAGCAGCACCAUCAUCAACAUCAGCGGCAUCAUCAACAGCAUCUGCAACACCAGCAUCAACAUCAGCAGCAACAGCAGCAGCAUUCAUAUGUAAUACAACAGUCCCAGCAAGCUGUGGCCGUCGCCCAAGCAGCAGCAGCGGCAGCAGCACAUGCUCAGGCACAUGUUAAUGCACAGGCAGCGGCAGCAGCAGCCGCUUCGGUUCCUUCCAACCACUCUGGUGCCGUGAUUGUGGAAAGUGACAUGAUGGCUACUGGUGCACUUCCACCACCGCAGCACAGUGCAGCGACGAUCGUUGUGCAGCAGCAUUCGCACCAUCUUCAUCAUCAUCACAAUCAGGUAGUCGGGGCCAACUACAUGACAGAGCCACCUCCAUCGAUCGGUACCGCUGUUGCACCCAACGAUCGACGAUUCCGUACGAUAUCGGAAAAAUCCGUCACCGAAUCGAACCUAUCAUCGGAUGCCGAACCAUUCGUUUAUACCGGUAACAGCAACAGCAACACCACCACGAGCGGCUUACUGCAAGCUCCUCCACCGGCUGUUCCUUCCUCAAUUGCUGUCGCUACGGUGGAAACUGGUAACAGUGGCAGUAUCAACAGCGUGCCCGCUGAGAGUACCUCAGAAUCGGCGGAAAGAAGAGAUUCCGACGGUUCAGCAGUUGUCAAAAAGCCGGCGAGUAAAUUGGAAGAGCGUGCUAUGGACACGGCGGAACAAGAAGACACCCAGAAUGCGAACGUGCCUCAACAGCGGUCGAGUGAAAACAAUGCCAUCGAAAUUGUUAGCGAUCAGCAUACUGAUGAUACCGCUGAUCAGCUCGUUGAAAGCGUAGCGAAUUUGAACAUUGUCCAGGAUGAAAAGAUGUUGGCGUCGCAGCAGGGCGCCAAUAUAGCGGAACAGGUGGCGGCGGCCGAUGGCCAAAUGGAUGAGGCAGAACAUAUCCAUGCUGUUGGUGUUGGUGCUGACGCUGGUGUUGCCUCGGACGAGACAGAUCGGGCAGCUGCGAUAAUGCCCGAUGCGAUUGCUACAACUGCCAACAAUAUGAGUGCGGAACCGGCGGCCGAAGCGCCCUCCACUGCUGCUAUACAGCAAGUGAACUUUUUAAAUAAGGAACCUAGCGUUAAGCAUCUAGAUAAUGAUUAUAUUAAUAAUAACAAUGUGGAUUACACCAGACACUUAAGCUCGGUAGACGUCGACGGCAAGGGAGCCACGCCGUCGGUUGAUAAUGUAAAAGCGACCGGUAUGAUGCCGAAGGCAACCAGCGAGGAUCGCGAACAGCAGAAAAAGGAACAGCACCAAGGCGGCGAGACUGAUAAAAUCGUCCCAAACGACCGUAGCAUGAACGCUCAAAGCAGCAGUAAUAGUAGUGAUGUGGUCACGUCCAACAGUGUGGCAGCGCCCACGAUCAAUGCUGCCAGCGGUAGUUUGGACGAUAACCGUAACGUAGUUACAGAGCAUCCGUCAGUUGCAUCUGAUGCUGAGGCGAAACUUGUCCCAUCGGUAACUGCAGCCGAUGAGGGUAAGCAGGAAGAAUCGUCCCGAACGACGGCGACGGGGAUGGCGACGAUCACAACAACGACAACGGCACUGCCACCAGCAGGUGGUGGGCAAUCGAAGGCGAAACAGGUUGGUCCAAACACCGGCAACGUGGCACCACCGGUGCCGGUGGUAAAGAAAAGUAAGUCAAUAACACUGGUCAUGUACGAUCCGGAUCAGUGGAGUCCCGAGAAUCCGACCGGUAAGAAAAAGUAUUCGCGCGAACAGCUGAUGAUGUUGAAAAAUAUCCCUCCGGCCAACGAGAAGCCACCCAACUUGCCGAGCAACCUGGAGAACCUGCUCGUGCGAACGAACUAUGGAGGAGGAGGUGGCGGCAAUGCAUAUAGUAGCAAUAUCAAGGGCAAUGAAUAUUUGCUGCUACCGAACUUUAUGAAGAGCGGCGGUGGCAUGAUGCACCACAACCCGGUGCGGCCACCGUACGUGGCGAAACGUUCAUCGCAGCAAGGAAAUGCGGGUGGGGGAGGCAACCAGUCCGGUGGCGGUGCGCAGCCGAAUAAACAUUCGCAGCAGGGCUUGAGCAAGACCGGAUCGAAGAUCAUCAAGCUGAACCUGCAGCUGAACGAGGAGGUGAAGCUAAACUCAAGCGCUAACGCCUGGAAGCCGAGUCAGCUAAUGAAAAACGAUAACACCGAACAGGACGAAACGGAGAAACUGUUGCGAAACAUGCGUAGCAUCCUAAACAAAUUGACGCCGGAAAACUUUACCAAGCUGGUGGAGCAGGUAAAGAAGCUUUCCAUUAAGACGACGGAACAGUUCGAUGGGUGCAUUAAGCUUGUGUUCGAGAAAGCUAUCUCGGAGCCGAACUUUUCCGAGGCUUACGCAAAGAUGUGCCGCGAAAUCGGUUCGAUAGGCGUCGUGUCGAACGAUAAGUCCUUCCUUCCGAACAUUUUAAAGCAGUGCGAAAAAGAGUUCAUGGAGCGGCGCAAAGAUCAAGCGACUGCCGUGCGUGAGCGUCGGACGAAACUGGAGAAUAGCAAAAACUUGACUAAGGAAGAGUUCGAGGAGUUGAACGAACAGCUCGAGGAGGACGAAUUGAAGGUGCGGCGGAGAGCUGUAGGUAUGGUGCGGUUCAUUGGCGAGCUGUACAGGGAGGGGCUACUGCAUAACAAGAUCAUGUUGACAUGUUUCGAUACUCUGCUGCCCACGAAGCCCGAGGAGUAUUACGAAGCGUCGAUGGAGUGUCUGUGCAAACUGUUGACAACGGUUGGUGCAAAGCUGGAGCAGGCACAAGAAUCCAAGAUGCUCGAUGAUAAGGAUCAGAAGACACGUAAACCCCCGCUGGAAGGUUACUUCAAAAAGCUGGAGGACAUCGUUAAGCAGUUCGAAAAGUUCAAGAUUAGCAGCCGGAUUCGCUUUAUGAUCCAGGACGUGAUUGAUCUGCGCAAAAACAAUUGGGUACCGCGUCGCCAGGAGCUCAACCCGAAAACGAUCUCUCAGAUUGCCCGAGAGGCAGAAUCGGAGCAGAACCGUAUCAACAUGCUGAACUUCAUGCCGACCAAAGACAGCGGUGGCGGAUUCUCCGGUGGUGGUGGUGGCAGUAAUGCGGGACGUCCCGGAGGAGCUUCCCGAAGCGGAGGUGGAGCGUUGUACGGAAAGUCAUCCAGUGGCAGUGGUGCCUCGGGCUACAACCAGGGUAGCUUUGGACGAGGCAGUAGCGGUGGUGGUAGUGGCGGUUCCACCAAUAGACGAUUGCAGAAGGACGAAGAAGGAUUCCUGUCCGUCUCCAACAACCGUAGUAGUAAUCGUCCGUUCGCUAUAGAUCCAAAGAAGCUGCCAGUGACAGUGAACGUUGAUACAACGCAGCUGGGCAGGGCGUCCAACUACCAGCAGUGGAAAACCAACAUGUACACCGAGCUGUUUAACGAAGAAUGCACGACGCCAUCAUCGAGCGCGCUAGCGGAUCGCGACAAUCGCGACCGGGACCGCGAACGAGACCGUGAUCGAGAAAGGGAUCGUGAUCGUGAUCGUGACCGGGACCGGGACCGGGACCGGGAUCGCGACCGAGACCGAGACCGUGGUUCCAAUAAGGAACCGUACCAUGUAAAAACAGCCGAACGGGAUCGCUAUGGACGGUACGGUAGCAGUAGCAGUCAAAACGAGGAUCGCUAUGCCCGAUCAUCUCGGGAGCCUUCCUCUUCUUCCGGUGGUGGUGGUAUGGAUCGCGAAUGGGAAAGAAACAAGAUGGGUCCACCGAUGCAAAACAGAGGUUCCAACAACCAGUUGCAGCAACCACCGCGAAUGAAUCGAAUGGGACAAUCUUCCUCCACUUCGGGGCAAUUUUAUCAGCAGCUGCAAAUGCCUCCAGCACCAUCGUCGUCAUCGUCAUCGACGGGACCUGCGCCAGCGACGCCUACAGGCAGUGAGGGAGGACUUUGCAAUGCUGAAAGUAACGAAGCGUUCGGCGAGCAAUGGGUAAGUCAGAUAGAGGAACUGGCUGGCAAAAUAGUGGUGAGCCGAAGCUCGCCUAGCUAUUUCUACACCGUGGCGAAGCAGCUCGUGAAUAAGACUAUCGAUAGCACACGAAAACGUAAUGCGGGAGCGGAACACGUUGCGCAUAUACUGCGAUAUAAGAAGAUCGAUCGUACGGAAUUCCAACACAUUUUCAAGGAUUUGCUGCAGGAUGUUGAAGGCCUGUUGCUCGAUGUGCCCCUGCUGUGGGAAUAUCUGGCAGAAUUUUUCAUACCUCUACUCCACCAGGGGCUUUUCACGCUGCAGGAUGUGCGGCAGCUGUUUCAAGGCUUUUUCAAACACGAGACUGAGUACCCAUGGCUAUUGCUGUCGGCAAUCCAAAAGAGAUAUAAAGAAAUCCACGGUGAAGAAUCGACCACAAAGCUGUGGGCAGAGGAUCCGCUCGAUUUUAGGGAAUCUAUCAAUUCUUCCAAUGAGAAGUCGGCGGUCAAGCAACCUUUGGCCGAUGCCAAGCUUGGCCAUCUGAACUCGCUGGGGCCGAACAUUCGGCGACUAAUGAAGAACAAUGCACCGAACGAGGAAAUCUUCAAAUUUAUUGACGCGUAUGUCACCGAAGAGCAGGUCGACUCGAUCGAGGUCAUCCGCACACUCACGAGGGUCGUGUUCGAGCACUGCAUCAACAACAUGAAGUUCGACCCUUUAAAGCUGAAACAGUGGCACAUGCUGCUGCAACGAUACCUCUGCGGGAAGGCUGAGCGCGAGCUGGAGGCCCUGUUCGCGAUCCAACUGCUGAUGGUAGAGCUGCAGCAUCCGCCGAACAUGCUGAACAUGAUCUUCGUCCAGCUGCACGAGCUGGGUGUUAUCCUGGACGGUUUCAAGCUUUGGCUAGUGGAGAAAAACGACCACGAGCAGGAAGGCCGGGGCGUCUGUAUUCAAUUGACCAAACAAUUCUUCGUGGGUUUGUGUGAAGCCGACAGCGACGUGCUGGUCGGUGCUGCACCGGCCUCGUUGCAGCUGCAAGAGAAGUUCCGUACCAAGGUUGGACGAGACGUUGAUAUCGCGCAGGGCUAUGGCAUGACGGAAAGUUCACCGGUUACACUCUGUACGCCACAUCGUUACGAUCAGUCGAAGGUCGGCACGUGUGGUCAGCUGUAUCCCAACACAGAAGCAAAGAUCGUAUCACUCACGGAUGGUAGCAAUCUUGGGCCGCAUCAGACCGGAGAGUUGUACCUCCGUGGGCCACAAAUUAUGAAGGGCUAUUUGAACAAUGAAACCGCCACCAAAGAAACGUUGGUUGAGAACGGUUUCCUACGUACCGGAGAUGUCGCCUAUUACGAUAAGGAAGGAUUCUUUUUCAUCGUCGAUCGGACGAAGGAGUUGAUUAAGGUGAAAGGAAACCAGGUAUCUCCAACGGAGCUAGAAAAUAUUAUUCUCGAGCUACCGGAAGUUAGCGACGUGGCGGUUGCUGGUGUGCCGGAUGAAACGGCAGGUGAACUUCCGCGUGCCUUUGUCGUCGUUAAGCCGGGUACCGACCUGAAUGAGAAGGAGGUACAGGACCACGUGAAGGAGCGAGUCGUCAAAUACAAACAGCUGGCCGGUGGUGUAAUAUUCGUCAAAGAAAUUCCACGCAACGCGGCCGGCAAAGUCAUCCGACAGCAGCUACACAUGAUUGCAGCUCAGUUCGAGGACUGA